GUUCUUUCUGAACGCUCCAGCAGUGAUGUAGACAACAGUUUUUCCAAGCCGCCUCCGUUUUUCCCUCCAGGAGCUCCGCCCACCCAUCUUCCUCCACCUCCAUUCCUUCCACCGCCUCCAUCAGUUAGUACUGCUCCUCCUCUAAUUCCUCCUCCAGGCACAGGUAUACCAAUAACUGUGCCACCGCCAGGCUUUCCUCCCCCACCUGGAGGACCACCACCUUCCCUUAUACCAACUAUAGAAAGUGGACAUUCUUCUGGUUACGACAGCCGCUCUGCUCGUGCAUUUCCUUAUGGUAGUGGUAAGUCUCUUCAGUUCACUGCUUGAAAAUGUCACUUGACCUGCUAUAUUUUCAUAUCUAAAAUUUCUUCUUGCCUACAGGAAAUGAUGAUAAUAACUAAUAUUAAUAUUGUUGGUUUCCUAAGUCUUCCUAUUACGGGUGACAUCUUCCAUUUGUCAAGCGUCCAUUGGCAGCCACCAGUCUCCUGCCAUAUUGUGAGGAGGGGGCGGGACGUAGGGAGAAUCACUUAACUGAAAAUAUAUGUAGUCCUUCCCUUGGCUUACAUCCAUUCUUGGGUUGUUGAGCAAAGCGGUAGUUAAGAUGCCAUGUGACGGCUGUUCUCAACAACAGCAAUCCCAGCGUUUCCGGUUGUGGUCAUUAAGCAAUCUGGGCAGGUCGUUCAAUCUCG
Messenger RNA from Thamnophis sirtalis, 689 nucleotides. NCBI's taxonomy places the organism in Eukaryota, Metazoa, Chordata, Lepidosauria, Squamata, Natricidae. The record is from RefSeq and is a predicted model, not a curated record.